Molecule: messenger RNA, 591 nt
Organism: Amorphotheca resinae ATCC 22711
Lineage: Eukaryota; Fungi; Ascomycota; Leotiomycetes; Helotiales; Amorphothecaceae
Exons: 1
Coding region: 231-554 (107 amino acids)
Source: RefSeq, a predicted model, not a curated record
AAGUACCUUAGGUAGAUUCGAACCAGUAUAUGUAUGUAUAUAUAUUUUCAUUCAUAAAUCUUUUCCUAUUUCGUUUCAUUUCGUUUCAUUUCAUUUCCCGUUUCAUCUCAUUUCCUCCAUCCAUCCAUCCAUCUUUCUUCUUCAUCUUCUUCUUCCGCCUUUUCCUACACCCCAUGUACCUGCGUGUUUCUUGUAUCUACACAUAAAUACAUACAUACAUACAUGCACCUAUGCACCUAUGCACCCAUCCCCAUAGCCUAUGCACAUAUCCUAUACACCCCAGUUACCGACGCCGAUGCGCCGUCGUUCCAUUCUCCAAACCCGAAGAAUUACACAUUAACGAGCAGUCCAAUGUCUGCGUAACCGGGCCUUUGACCCUGUGCCGGAUGCCCGUUCCCGCCCGUUUCGAUUGCUCGAUCCUCGUGUUUCUAAAGUAUGAUGAUUUUUAUCAUCCCGUGCUUGUGCACCUGUUUGUUCAUUGUUCGUUUCUUCGUUCGCUCAACUUUUGGGUUUUUGCUCUUUUUGUGUUUUUUGAUUUUUGUACAGACAGGUAGCCAGACAGGUAGCCAAGGAGAAUAGGGUACAGAUAUG